AUGAUAUUAAAAUUAAAAAAAUAUAAUAGUUAUAAAUAUUUAAAAAAUUUUGGUAAAAAUAAUAAGGGAUAUAUUACUGUUUAUAAUAAAGGAGGUGGUAAAUUAAAAUAUCAAUAUAAAUUAGUGGAUUUUUGGUAUGAUAAUUAUAAUAUUAAUAUAAAUUAUAAAGUAUUUUUAUUUAAAAAAAUAAAAAAUUAUUUUAAAAAUAGUUAUAUAGGAUGUAUUUUAUAUUUAUCAUAUAAAUUUAAUUAUUUACAAAAAUAUAUAAUUUUAAAUCAUAAUUAUAUAUUAAAUUCUAUUUAUUAUAUAACAAAUAUAAAUAAUAUAAAAUUAGGUAGUUAUAUACAGUUAAAAUAUUGUAAAUUAGGUACAUAUAUUUAUAAUAUAUCUUAUAAUAAUAAAGGUAGUAUUUUUGCUAGAUCUGCAGGUACAUAUGCUCAAAUUUUAAUUUUUUAUAAAAAUUUAGUAUAUAUAAAACUACCUUCUAAAAAAUUAAAAUAUAUUAAUUAUAAUAAUUUUUGUUAUAUCGGUAUAAAUAGUAAUAUUUUAUAUAAUAAAUUUAAAAUAAAAAACGCUGGUUAUAAUGUGUUUUAUAAUAAAAAACCUAAAGUUAGAGGUAAAGCAAAAAAUGUAUGUGAUCACCCUCAUGGAGGUGGUAAAGGUAAAACAGGUAUAGGACGUAAAUAUCCUUGUUCUAAAAAAGGGUUAAAUUCUAAAGGAUAUAAAACAAAAAAAUUUUAA
Molecule: messenger RNA, 741 nt
Organism: Plasmodium berghei ANKA
Lineage: Eukaryota; Apicomplexa; Aconoidasida; Haemosporida; Plasmodiidae
Source: the annotation of a RefSeq genome assembly